Oldenlandia corymbosa var. corymbosa is the source of this 1368-nucleotide messenger RNA. The record is from the annotation of a GenBank genome assembly. NCBI's taxonomy places the organism in Eukaryota, Viridiplantae, Streptophyta, Magnoliopsida, Gentianales, Rubiaceae.
AAAAAAAAAAAAACAAAAAAACAAAGGAGAAAUUUUACUUAAAACUUAAUUCUCCGCCACCACACUGACGCUCACACUAAACUCUCCGCCACCACCGCCAAUGGAGUCCGCGCCUGAAUCCGGUGAAACCACCACCACGGCCACCGUUGACCCUUGUGGCGUAAAACCCACAUUCACCGAUGAGGAAGAAAAACCCAUGUCGAAGAAUGCCAAAAAGAAGCUAUUGAAGCAGCAAAGAUACGAAGCGAAGAAAGCGGAGAAGAAAGCCAUGGAGAAGGAAGCGAAGAAGAGAGAAAAGGAGAGGAAGCAAAGGGAGUGGGAAGAGAAGCUUGGAAUGGCGGCCACGGAAGAGGAGAGGCAGAAGCUGAUUGAGUCAAGGAAAGAACUCAGAAAAGAGAGAAUGGAGCAGAGGUGCCAGGAGAAAGAGAGCAAAUUGGAGAGGUUGAAGAAAGCCAGGUUGGAUGGCGGUCAGAAGAUUGUAAUUGAUCUCGAGUUUGCCCAUCUCAUGAAUACUUCUCAGCUCAACAGCCUCGUUCAACAGAUAAUGUAUUGUUAUGCUGUAAAUGGAAGAUGCGAAUAUCCCGCCCAUCUUUUCUUGACGGGCUGCGAGGGGGAGAUGCAUAACCAUUUGCAAAGGCUCCCGGGUUAUGAGAAGUGGGUAAUAGACAAGGAAAAUCGAUCAUAUAUACAAGCCUUUGAAGAUCAAAAGGAAAACCUGGUAUACCUCACGGCAGACUCAGAAACGACCCUAGAAGAACUUGAUCCUAAAAAAAUAUACAUCAUCGGUGGAUUGGUGGAUCGGAAUCGGUGGAAAGGGAUAACCUUAGAUAAGGCAAAAAAUCAGGGCAUCCAGACGGCAAAACUUCCUAUUGGAAGCUACCUCAAGAUGUCUAGUUCCCAGGUAUUAACUGUAAAUCAAGUGUUGGAGAUACUACUCAAAUACUUAGAAACAAGGGAUUGGAAGGCUUCUUUUUUCCAGGUGGUUCCUCAAAGGAAAAGAUGUGGGGAUGCUGAGUCAGAAAGUGAUCAUCAUGACGCAGAAGAGGAGACAAAUGGUGAGAGAGAUGACGUAGAGCUGAAAAGGCAGUGCAUAGGAGCAUAAGAUGUCGAUCUCGAUGACGUGCUUCGUAAUUUUGCAUUGGAUCUUUGCUACAAAAAAUGUAUUCAGGCCAGGCCGCAACAUCAGCAGUGUAAUUCUUUUGUCUUUCUUUGCAAUAACUAUGAAUUUUGUAAGAAACUCAGGAUCGGUGAAGAGAAGUUUAUGCAAGUUAGGUUGUUUGGAGUGCCUGACAUAGAUUCGAUUAUCCAGGUAGCAUGAUGUAGAACUGAUGUCCUUAAGGCUUACACAAAAUUUCUUUGUUCUUUACC